Molecule: messenger RNA, 2156 nt
Organism: Photinus pyralis (common eastern firefly)
Lineage: Eukaryota; Metazoa; Arthropoda; Insecta; Coleoptera; Lampyridae
Gene: Trc8
Product: protein TRC8 homolog
Exons: 2
Coding region: 105-2036 (643 amino acids)
Biological process (GO): ERAD pathway
Cellular component (GO): endomembrane system; endoplasmic reticulum
Molecular function (GO): ubiquitin protein ligase activity
Source: RefSeq, a predicted model, not a curated record
UGCAUUAUCGACGGUACACGAUAAUAAAGUGUCAAUUUUUACACUUGACGAUUGCCCAAAAGUCACAUUUCGCAAAUUUUUUGGUAUUAAAAUUCGGAAAUGAAAUGUCGUUCCGUACCAAAGUGUUGGGUUUAAUCGAAGUGUUCCUUCGAGUACCGCCAAUAUUUGUAAUUGACGAGAUAUUUAAAAUUGGUUUGGGUCUAUCCGAUUUGACAGAGUAUGAUAUAACAGAAUUAGAAGAAAAUCCUUCUAAUUAUACCGUAACUAUUAAUUACGAUCCUACAUUUUACAAACUAGUGCUUAUUUCUCUGGCUAGAUUGUCACUCAGUACCUUAGGAUGUGCCAUUGCAUUGUGUUUGUUUGUUCUCAACACAAAACACCUGAUGAUGGUGUAUAUGUACUUUAUGUCGUUGGGUGUAGUGUUCGUAUCCUACUGGGCAAACUUGAGUACAAUGAAAACUGUCAUCUCUGCACUUGAGGAAUCUCACCAGACAUAUCCUAGUGUUUUAGAAGACGUAUUGGCUUUGAAUUUCAACCGAAUUCUGGAUCCAGCCGGUUACGCAUUGGCUAUUGUGCAAAACUACUUACUACAAUGCUUACUGACCUUCAUUUUUAUGAAUAUACAUCUGGGACCAAGGUACACCUUUUUGCAGAAGCUCUUACCGAUUUCGUUUAUCGCGCCAUCAGUACUGGCAGUACUACCUUUACCAAACUAUGUAUUGACACAUGCACCUGUAUUCGCAGCCUUAUUACCGUUAGCCUUGGUCAAGUUUGUUCUAUGGAUGUCUCUGCUAACGAUAAUGCAGACAAUCUACAACGGAUAUUUGGAUGCGCGCAAUUUCAUAUCCAACUUUGGAAUGUCUGCUUUAGUUGAAGCGGAAUGGAUUAGAUUGAGUGUCCCUGAGGUGCUACGCACCUUCUGGAUUCUACGUGUUCUGGAGCACGCGGCCAUAUUCUUUCUUAACGGCAUGUGGAAUCAGACAGACGAUUUUACACCAAUCUUUCGGCUUCUAAAGAAUCUGAUGGUGACCGGUUGCGAUACACUCACUGCCGUUUUGGGAAUAACAAGCGUAGUCUCAUACAUAUGCCACUACAUCGGCCGAAUGUUUCAAUGGGUUAUGCUUACUGAGGACGAAAAUGACAAGAAUAUCGGUACGGUAUCAGCAAUUCUGUUCUAUAUCCUGGCCUUACAAACCGGUUUAACCGGUUUGGAACCAGAAAAACGGUUUGUAAGGCUAUGUCGAAACUUCUGUUUGUUGUUUACCGCGUUGUUGCAUUUCAUUCAUAACAUUGUGAAUCCAUUGCUUAUGAGCUUGAGCGCCUCUCACAAUCCAUCUCUGAAAAGGCAUCUUCGAGCACUGACAGUAUGCGCAUUCCUAGUGUUGUUCCCAAUUAUGUUACUCAUUUACUUAUGGUCUCAUCACGGAGUUUCCACAUGGCUUCUGGCGGUAACAGCCUUCAGCCUCGAGGUUAUUGUUAAAGUCGCAGUGUCUCUUGCCAUUUACACUUUGUUCUUGCUUGAUGCUAGACGUGAGACCUUUUGGGAAGGACUAGAUGACUACGUUUAUUACAUUAGGGCGUUCGGGAAUACGAUAGAAUUUUGUUUCGGUAUCUUCCUAUUCUUCAAUGGAGCAUGGAUAUUAAUCUUCGAAAGCGGGGGAGCUAUUAGGGCUGUGAUGAUGUGUAUUCAUGCAUAUUUCAACAUUUGGUGCGAUGCCAGAGCCGGCUGGUCGGUUUUCAUGAAACGACGCACUGCCGUUCACAAGAUUGAGAGUUUGCCAGAGGCGGACGAAGAGCAACUACGGCGAUUAGAUGACGUUUGCGCCAUAUGCUAUCAAGAAAUGAAAUCUGCAAAGAUCACCCGGUGCAAGCACUUUUUCCACGGGGUAUGUCUGCGUAAAUGGCUCUACGUCCAAGACCGUUGUCCGCUUUGCCAUGACAUUUUGCAUAGCGUUGACUGUGAGGAUUCGAAAGAAAACGGGGCAGCUCAAAUUGCACAAGCUGUAAACGAAGAUGAAACUAAUUAUAAUAGGUGAUAAAUUGAUUUAAAUGUGAUUAUUGUACAUAAACGUAAACGCUAGGGGUGGACUUUGACAUUUAAUAAUUUUUAUUUAAUAAGUAGAGUUAAGAAUUUCAAAUUUAUGUGAUUACUCCCA